This is a messenger RNA of Colletotrichum phormii, 1410 nucleotides long. Its product is annotated as meiotically up-regulated 65 protein. The record is from RefSeq and is a predicted model, not a curated record. Bases 1 to 1410 code for a protein of 469 amino acids. Gene Ontology annotation, cellular component: membrane. NCBI's taxonomy places the organism in Eukaryota, Fungi, Ascomycota, Sordariomycetes, Glomerellales, Glomerellaceae. The transcript has 2 exons.
AUGCCUUCCUUUCGAAGCUCUCGUCGGGUCACUGGCUUGAAAGAUAGUGACUAUGACCACGAAAUCAGCCUAGUCAACCAUGAUAACCGCGGUUCACCGAGCACCGAUAGCCUUAGCAGACCUCCCCGUGCGUCGACCGGUUCGCAAUUGCUCCGUGAUGAGGAUACUACUGAGGGCCACGAUGCGGAACCAGAUGCAGACCGCAGUACGGAAGACAACGCCGACCAAGAUGCCAGUACGUCUGGACGCUCAGUGGAGCCAGAACAAAGUCAACAAUCGAAAGCCACCAAGCACCAGAGUGCUCCCACUCUCGAACCUCAAACGACAACGGCCACCACAGCACCGUCUAUCGAGGUCGAAGAACCGACGCCGCUGGAAGGCACAAUGCCCGGCAGAAGCAGUAGUCAACAACGGAGACCAACCACUGCGGAACGAGAAACAGCCAUUGACGUGCUAUGGGAGAACGAGCGAGGCUGUUUUGUUUGCCGCGUUGCCCUAUUCUCCGGCAAGGCUUUGGGCAACCUCGACCCCUCGCCUUGGACGAACCAAUUUCACAAGACGAGUCCCACCACGACCAAGACAGCACAAGUACCCGAUCCGUCCUGGGAGUGGGCAUGGCCUGAGUGGAAGAUACAUCGCGAACAAGGUGUAGCCAUGGACGAGUUCGGUUGGGAGUACUCGUUCAUGUUUUCCAAAAGAUACUCCUGGCAUGGUCCGAAAUGGUGGAAUUCCUUCGUCCGGAGGAGAUGCUGGGUUCGCAAGCGCAUCAAGAAGAAACCGGAAGACAUAUCGGAGGACCCGCACAUGCUGAACUCCGACUACUUCACUGUUACGCCUGCCAAUCACAGCCGUUCCUCUAGUGUGGCGCGCAGCCGUAGAGAAAGCGUUAGUAAGGCGAGUGAACAGACCAGUGUCGCGGAGGAGAAGCAGGAUAUUGAAGACGUUUGGACGCUUAUGGCCGUCCUCAGAGGCUCCCGCAUCGAUCGCGAAAAGAUUGAGGCUUUCGAGAAUUAUCUCGCACACGCCAAAGACAACCUCGAGCACUUGCAGGAGGAGAUGCAUGAUGUUAUGGGCAUUUUUGUGUUCCAGGCCUCGAGAAGAAUGCUACUGAGUCGUUUGACCCAGAUUUAUGAUGAAGCGGUCGCUGCAGACGAGGAGAAACAUGAAGAUGCAGACAAGGCAAAAGAAAGAGAAGAGAGAAGGAAACACCUUGCAGCGGCGAUCAAGCAUGCAGACGAAGAAGUCAAAAGGCUCUCGUAUUGGAGCGAUGUCAAGGGGCUUGCAGAGAAUGGCGAAGCCAAACACGCUGUUGCAGAAGACGAAGGAUGGAAUAAGGGGUGGGAGGGCGUUGAUCAGAGCGGUCCUGCGCAACCCAACUCGGGUGCUUUGCCUGGUCCACCAAAGAAGUAA